AUGCAGACUCCAGACGAGUCCUCCGUAACUCAAGAAGCUACAAAACUCCUCUCGACCGAACCAUCUAAAUUAAAAUUAGAUACCGCAUCUUACCAUGAGACUCCUAACCUAGCUCUAAUCCCUAAGCCCAUUAAAACAAAUUCAACUAAAUCUAAAAGUACUAACCCUGCAACUUCUGCAACAACGACGGCUAACGCUAUCGAAGUUAGCAUCAGCAAAAACCUACAGCCCCUCCCAGAAGAUAGUUCCGCUAAAGAACCUACUCCUGAAGUUGACUUGAUUUCAAUUCUCAAAAUUUCCGAGAGAUUAGAACUCAACUUAGGCAUCCCCUUUACCAUUGAUGUUCAGCCAGACACCCGAUACACUUUGCAGUACCUUACGCAAUGCGUAAGUCUACAGUACCCCGAUUUGAAUGUCAAAUCUUACAAUUACGUAAGCACAUUCUCCCUCAUCGGAUACGACAUAGUCUGUAUCCACGCAGCCCUACUCUAUUGCGAUUUAAACAAGCGCAACCAGCGUCCAUUUCACUCAAGGAUCUAUACCACUAAUAUGAACCGAAAAGAAUUCUACGAUUCUCUUCUCCGUCUCAAUGUUUCCUCACGAGCCCGGCCCCUGAUUAAUAAUCUCACCUCAACGUACGAUGAACAGCUUGCUCAAUUACAGUAUACCCCCGGAUAUGCCGGCUUCAAAUUCCUCACAGACUUUGACCACACCAUCCCCUCCCUGUUGAUGCUCUACGCACACCAGAUCCUCGCGUCCUUCCCCACAAACGCCCAACCCAAUACUGUUUUGACCGAAUUAUUUCAGCAAAUCCUCACAACCAAAGAUGGAUGUUCAUACACCAUCUCUAACCUGCUUGGUGGCCCCUAUGUUUCAGACAAUGACACAAGAAUCCAUGAAAAUUGGCUCUUAACUACAUUUGAAAGAAUAUUUAACCCAGUGAUCAAUCGUUCCCUAGCCUUAAGACCUAGUCUUGCUAAGCUUCACUCAUAUUUCCUUCACUUCGUAUAACGAUGUCAACCCCUACGACUACACCCUUGGCUACUGCCUUGAGAAUAAAACUAUUCUCAUGAAAAUGCUGAAAAACAUCUCUGACUUU
Molecule: messenger RNA, 1099 nt
Organism: Psylliodes chrysocephalus
Lineage: Eukaryota; Metazoa; Arthropoda; Insecta; Coleoptera; Chrysomelidae
Source: the annotation of a GenBank genome assembly